AUGGCAUUCAGCUUCAACUUCGGCGGCGACGAUAUCGACCAAACAGUCGAUCAGGACAUUCCCAUCUUGGACGCGCCAUCAUCAGAGACAACAACAUCACAAGCACCACCUCCAGUCAACGUCCUCCAGCACGAUCUACGCCAAUUAUACGAGACUCUACCAGAUAGAUUAUGCUACAGCACCGCUCAAAUCGUGUCGCCAACCGGCAAGCAAAUCCUCUUGCCACGCCGCGAACUCUUCGAUAUUCGCGUGCAACUCAUGUCCGAAGCAUCUGCUGACAACGACAACGACACCACAUUAUCCCAACUGCAAUCUACAGACCUGGCACCCAAUGUCUACGAGGGUGGUUUCAAGACUUGGGAGUGUAGUGUUGAUUUGUCUUCUUUGUUGCUUGAUCGCGGUCCUCGCAAAGAUAUUGAUGAAUUGGUUCGUUGUGAUGGAGUCGUGGAGUUGGGUGCUGGAUCUGCUUUGCCUACGCUUACUCUAUUCCAACACUGUCUCAGAAACGGCAUCCCUCAGACUUUUACUUUGACAGACUAUAAUGCUAGUGUGUUGAGAUUGGUCACAUUGCCCAACUUGAUCCUCACUUGGGCGGCUACCACAUCUCCACCUUUGAUCGAUCUAUCUGCCGAGCCUUCGGGAGAUCUGGAAAACAUUCCUGCUCUGUUGUCUGAAUUCUUGGCUGGAUUGGCUGCUUCUAGGAUCCAAUUGUCGUUUAUCUCUGGCCCUUGGGGUGAAACUCUUGCUUCGUUGAUCCCGGAAUCUGCUCCUGAUAUGGGCAGUUUGAUCUUAGCCAGCGAAACAAUUUACAGCCCGGCUUCAACAACAGCCUUUGUGGAUCUAUUGAUUCACCUGCUGCGUCGCACAAAGAUGGCAAAGGCAAUCGUUGCGGCAAAGAGAUUCUACUUUGGCGUAGGAGGCAGCGUGGACCAUCUGAAGGAAGUGUGCGCAGAAAAUGGCGCGGUCGCCUAUGAGGUGGAAAAUUCUGGCGUUCCCGGCAUGGACUCUGGUGUUGGCAGAGCGCUCGUCGAGGUGCAGAUGUAUUGA
Molecule: messenger RNA, 1047 nt
Organism: Aureobasidium musti
Lineage: Eukaryota; Fungi; Ascomycota; Dothideomycetes; Dothideales; Saccotheciaceae
Source: the annotation of a GenBank genome assembly